AUGUCCUCCAACUCACUUAUCAUCAGUCUCGCCGCGGCAGACUUGGGUAUUUUACUCGUUUAUGUUCCCUUCUACGUUGCCUAUGAGAUGUUAGGACUUAUCUGGCCAUUCGGUGAGGUUCUGUGUAAGUUCGUCUUUAGUUCCACUCAUAUCUGUCUAUAUGCAUCGCUAGGAACGUUAGUAGGUGUUGCCAUAGAACGAUACUUGGUAGCAUUUGACUUCCGAGUGUCCAAACCAAAAAUCAUCAUGGGUUUAAUCAGUGUAUGGAUCGUAUCGCUGGCUCUCUCUAUCCCUCAGAUGAUAAACCUUCAGCUUGUUAAGAUAGAUGUCGAAGAGUUCCAUGCAGAUGUGGAAUAUGUAUGUGAGCUGGUAUGGCCUGACCCCAUGUACGAACGAGUGCUUCAUCCAGUCGACUUUGUUCUGUUCUACCUUCUUCCAUUAAUGAUUAUUUCCGUGUUGUAUGUGAAGAUCAGCGUCAUGUUACGAUCGGCAAUCAAACAUAGCGCCCCAAAACGCCGCUUUGCAAGGCAAGUCCAGAAAGCCGUUUAUGUCUUGAUCGUGGUUGUUUGUGUGUUUGGAAUAUGCAACCUGCCUAUCUAUGUCCUGCACCUUUACAGGGUGUUUUGGAGUGACCACUGGCUGGGUGUUAUUGACAAGAACCACUGGCUAUUCUCAGUUUGUGCAGCCCUCUAUCUUCUCCCUCACUCUGCCAACCCAAUCAUCUAUGCGAUCUUGGAUAGAAAGUUCCGCAAAGAAGCUCUGACAGUGUUGAAGAAGUGCAAGCCUUUAUCAAUGCCUUGUAAGCCGUGGAGAUUUCCUUGCCACAAAGGACGUGAAGAAUCACCGUCCGAGAUUCCUCUAGAACUUUUGCCUCAAAGUCUUCCUUUAAAUGGUCAAGAAGAAGAGCAACACCUUAGCGGAACAAGACUUUGA
Exaiptasia diaphana is the source of this 933-nucleotide messenger RNA. Its product is annotated as galanin receptor type 1. The record is from RefSeq and is a predicted model, not a curated record. The transcript has a single exon. The coding region runs from base 1 to 933 and encodes 310 amino acids. Gene Ontology annotation, cellular component: membrane. Gene Ontology annotation, biological process: G protein-coupled receptor signaling pathway. Lineage: Eukaryota; Metazoa; Cnidaria; Anthozoa; Actiniaria; Aiptasiidae. Gene Ontology annotation, molecular function: G protein-coupled receptor activity.